AUGGCAUUAAGUACCUUCCAAAUAAUUGUAGCUCAAUUAGUUUCACACCAAAUUAAUUUUAAUUUUUUCUUCAAAUUUAUUUUGUUAAUAAUUUGUAUUAAUUUUAAUGAGGCUAAUAAUCAAUUUUUCGACAAAUCCAUCCCAGAUGCAGAAACACUCCUCACACAAGCAGACUUUCAUAGAGUCACACAAAGACAGAAAAGACAACAACCUACUGAAACAAAUCCAAAUAAUAUAAACGACUCUGCCAUGUAUAAUAAAGAAAGAUUUGAAGGGGAUAUUUUGACUGCGGUAAACCCUGCAGCUUCCCUCCCUUUGAAAAACACGGUAAAUGAGGAUUCUGCAUUUAAAUCGCAAGAUGGACUACAAAGGAAUGCUGUAAGACAGUCUUAUUUGAAAUGGCCACGUGCUCGGAUACCUUAUACAGUCAGUAGUCAAUAUACAAGUUAUGGGUAA
Molecule: messenger RNA, 456 nt
Organism: Meloidogyne enterolobii
Lineage: Eukaryota; Metazoa; Nematoda; Chromadorea; Rhabditida; Meloidogynidae
Source: the annotation of a GenBank genome assembly